ACAAAGGAAUAUUGUCCAAGGUAGCCACAGUCAACUGAGUCGCCAGUCGCCAUUUUAUAUAUAUAUACAAACUUUUCAUUAUAGUUUGGAUUCUUGAGUGAAGCAGAUGUGUUGGAGAGAUGGCAGAAAAAUCAUUACUUAAAGUAACGAACAGAAAGCAGUUCGAGCGCUUAGUGCAUUUGAUGCAGAAAAAUCCACAAAUUGCCCGAGGAGCGCGAACGUACGGACAAAGCAAGCAGCAAGUAGAGGAGCAGUGGAAAAAAAUUGCGGACGAGCUUAACAGUUUUGGGCCACCACGUAGGACAGGCAAAGAAUGGCAGAGGGUAUGGAUUAACUACAAGGCAAAAACCAAGAAAAAAAUGAGUGAUGAACAUUUUCAACCAUAUCCCUUAACCGCGCUGGAACAAACAGUGGCCGACCUACUGCAAGCAGAGUUUGGCGAUAGUGUUGGUGUAGCGUGUGACGACCCGCCAUCAGCAUCAAACUCAUUCAGCAGCGGCACAAAGGAACCAACAAAGGAUCAAAUCGCUUCAUUAUUGCGAGAGAUCGAAAGGAAGCCAGAAUUGGGUAAACAUACACCAGCAUUUGGCCCCCCACGCAAUCAAGAGGAUUGGGACAGAAUAGCAAAAAAGCUAAAUGCUAUAGGACCAGCUGAACGUAGCAUGCGUGAAUGGAAAAAAAUCUUUCGUAAUUUGAAAUUAAAUACAAAAAAGAAAAUGGAAGAAAAUGAAGAAGCGGGUUACCCCAAACAUCUAUUAACGGAAGGUGAAAAAGCAAUGGCGAAGAUUCUUGAACUCAUCGAGGCUGCGAAACCAAAUGGUGAAACUUUUGGUGUACCUGCUGACAAAUCAUUGCCAAUGGUUACGAUCACCAAAAUGUCCCCUCCUUCAGUUACUGCUAUGACUGAUGAGGAAUCGGUAGAAGAAGAACCGACGUCAGCACCCAAAAAUCGUACGACUGGCACUCGUAAGCGAAAAUCCGAUGAUCACAGCAGUUUUCUAUUUCGUCGUCAAUUACAACACCAAGUUCAAUAUAUGAAAAUAUCAAAAGAAAUGGUAGAAAUAAUGGACAGACAGAGUCUAUCGUUACAUAAACUAACAACUGCUGUCGAUAGGCAAGAGGAGUUAAUGGAGCGACAGCUGAAGUUGCUGGAAAGGCAAACUUUAGCUCUGGAACGCCAAGCCGCUGCUUUGGAAAGAAUGGCGGAGUUAUAAUAGUUUUAUUUUUUUUUAGACAGUAAAAGUUUGUUUCUAUUUGAAAAGUUUUUUUUUCUUUUUUUAAGUGUUAAAUAAGGUUAUUUACAAAAAUUAACAUAAAAUAUGUUUUCAGAAUACCAAAGUACAAACUUCUGUAUUUUUUUUUUUAACUUUUUUCAUUAAUUUUACUUUAUGGACAACCUUUGGAAUUUUUCAAAUUUUUAGCUACGUUUCUUCUUAUUUCUAAAGUUUCCUCUGUUGCAUUUGCAUCGCUAUUAAACUCAGUGCUACUAUUACAAUUGCCAUUCCUUGAAUUCACAGCAUUUAUCUUACCAAAUUCCAAAUUGUCUUUAUAAAAUAUACACGCAUUAUGAAUUGCACAACAAA
Bactrocera oleae (olive fruit fly) is the source of this 1583-nucleotide messenger RNA. RefSeq lists its product as uncharacterized. The record is from RefSeq and is a predicted model, not a curated record. Lineage: Eukaryota; Metazoa; Arthropoda; Insecta; Diptera; Tephritidae.